UUUGAAAUUUGUUCCUCUCUGAAAUCCUCUCUCUGCAAAUAUAAUGAUAAUCGAUAUCAAUCUAUUAGUUAAAUUGAUUAUGAUGAUUGUAUUUCUUUUAUUUUUUGAUGAUUUUUGUGGAUUUUUUUUCUAGGGUUUGUUGUUUUUGUUGUUGAAUAUGGCGACUUUUGAACUAUAUAGAAGGUCUACAAUUGGGAUGUGUUUGACUGAAACUCUUGAUGAGAUGGUUUCUAAUGGAACUCUUAGUCCUGAACUUGCUAUUCAAGUUCUUAUCCAAUUUGAUAAAUCUAUGACUGAAGCUUUGGAAACUCAGGUUAAGAGCAAAGUCACAAUCAAGGGACAUCUGCACACCUACAGGUUCUGCGACAAUGUAUGGACCUUUAUCUUGCAAAAUGCAUUGUUUAAGAACGAGGAGUGCCAAGAGAAUGUUGGCAAGGUUAAAAUUGUUGCAUGCGACUCCAAGUUGCUCAGUCAAUGAGUUCAGAUAGACUGUUUUCUCUUUCUGAGUUGUGUUUUAAUGACACAUAACAUUUGUGUUAAAAAAAGGGUUUGCUGGAAUGCACAGUACCCUUCCACUUUGCAAAUCUGUUAAUUUGUAGACAUGUCAAGAAGGGAGAGGUAGGUAGUCAAAUGUAUGACAUGAACCAAGAAAACUGAUGAUACUGCAGUUAUUCAAUUUCA
Molecule: messenger RNA, 681 nt
Organism: Papaver somniferum (opium poppy)
Lineage: Eukaryota; Viridiplantae; Streptophyta; Magnoliopsida; Ranunculales; Papaveraceae
Product: transcription initiation factor IIA subunit 2-like
Exons: 3
Coding region: 158-478 (106 amino acids)
Biological process (GO): RNA polymerase II preinitiation complex assembly; transcription initiation at RNA polymerase II promoter
Cellular component (GO): transcription factor TFIIA complex
Molecular function (GO): TBP-class protein binding; RNA polymerase II general transcription initiation factor activity
Source: RefSeq, a predicted model, not a curated record